Messenger RNA from Sinocyclocheilus grahami, 5872 nucleotides. RefSeq names its product ADAMTS-like 3 (gene adamtsl3). Bases 260 to 5131 code for a protein of 1623 amino acids. Gene Ontology annotation, cellular component: extracellular matrix. The transcript is spliced from 30 exons. The record is from RefSeq and is a predicted model, not a curated record. Lineage: Eukaryota; Metazoa; Chordata; Actinopteri; Cypriniformes; Cyprinidae.
GCAGCCUUGCGCUGAGGAUAUCGCAGAAACUCGCAGGCAUUCGCGCUGCAUUCAGCCUUUAUAUCUCCAGCCUGAGCGCUGCGCGUCGGCCGCACGCCACUCAAAUCAACAUCAGCAGGGCUCGUGCGGUGUUUAUUGCUUACUGGUGCGGCGCGCGCGCUUAAUGGAUUAAAAUGUGAAUCUAUGAGUUACUUUGCAGCAAAGGCUGAUAUCUGACUGACAUCAUUCACCAGGCAGCUCUGGAGCAGGAUUUUUAAAGAUGGAGUUCUGGGUUCUGCCAGCAUGUCGGAUCAGCUUGAUGUUGACACUGAUGUCGUCCACUGGUCGGGGAGUAGCGAGCCAGACGCAGAGUGCUUACUUCCUCCCUGAAUUUGCACUUUCUCCACAAGGAAGCUUUCUGGAAGACACAACAGGAGAGCAGUAUCUCACUUACCGCUAUGAUGACCAGUCUUCAAGAACGACACGCUCAGAUGAGGAGAGGGACACCGAUUGGGACGCCUGGGGCACGUGGAGCGACUGUUCUCGUACCUGUGGAGGCGGAGCCUCAUAUUCUCUGCGCAGGUGUCUCAAUGGAGGGAACUGUGAGGGCAGGAACAUCCGCUACAGAACAUGCAGCAACACAGAAGUUGGCUGUGACAGACAACUGGGAAGCAACGCUAAAGAGGACAACUGUGGCGUGUGCGCUGGAGAUGGUUCCACUUGUCGACUGGUUCGAGGCCAGGCUUUGCCCCACGUGUCACCUGAGGAACGUAGACUGUUGCUCUGUUUGUUGGAGCAUCCCGAGCAGCCAGACACAACAACACUGGAUCAGCCCAGAGCCGUAACCAGCGUAGACACCAUAAAAACGGUGAUCGAAGUGCCGAUGGGUAGCAGAGGCCUCAGAAUCACGGCCAAGGGACCAGACAUGAUUGGAAGUUGUCUCAGGCAAUCAGAAGCGUCUACGAUUGACUUGCCAAAGAGCUCUUCCAACAUCUGCAAUAUAGUGAAGUACGCUGGCCUUAAAGACACAGUGAUGCAGUUCAUGUUUUACCAGCCUAUUCGCUACCAGUGGAGGGAAACUGACUUCUUCCCCUGCUCUGUCACCUGCGGAGGGGAUUUGGGGUGGGAGCAGAACCCGUGGACGUCGUGUUCGGUGUCGUGUGGAGGAGGUUCUCAGGAGAGAAGCGUGGGGUGUGUCGAGGAGGACGUCCAUGGGCAGAUCGUGCAGGUCGAGGAGUGGAAGUGCACACACUCUCCUCGACCAAUCAGCAAACAGAACUGCAACACCUUUGAGUGUCCGCAGUGGAUGGCCAUGGAGUGGUCUCAGUGCACGGUCACCUGCGGCCCAGGCUUGCGGUACAGAGUCGUGUUGUGUGUGGAUCACAGUGGGCAACACACUGGCGGCUGCAGUCCCCACCUCAAACCCCAUAUCAAAGAGGACUGCCUGGUCCCCGUCGCCUGCCACAAACCACGAGAGAACCAACCUGUUGAAGCCAAGCUGCCAUGGUUGAAACAGGCUCAAGAGCUGGAAGAAAUCAAAGUAGCCUGGGAAGACCCAACGUUCAUCCCAGGUCCGUGGUCGGCCUGCAGUGUGUCUUGUGGUCUGGGCGUUCAAAGGCGUCAAGUGAAAUGCAAAGUGCUGCUGUCUUUCACUCAAACCGAAGUCGAAUUACCUGAUGAAGAGUGUGACGAGGACAAGCCUCCCCUACAAAGGACCUGUGAUUCAGGCCCCUGUUUACCAUCUCCAGACUCGUCCUGGAGGCCCCUGAUGGCCCAGGAGAUCCCUGAUCAGCAUGGCUAUGUUUGGGAAUACAUGGGCUUCACUCCCUGCUCAGCUUCAUGUGCUGUUGGCAAACAGAUGGCUGUUGUCAGGUGUGUGAGCACCUUGAAAAAGGAAAUUGUUGAUGACACACUCUGCAACGGCUCCAAAGCGCCACUCGCCGUGCUUCGCAUCUGUAACCCUCAGCCGUGUCCUCCAAGAUGGGAGGUGAGCGUGUGGAACCCGUGUUCUGUGUCGUGUGGCGUGGGGCUGCAGACGCGCAGCGUGUCCUGCGUGAGGUCUGUGGCAGGAAACCGCACUGAAUCUGUGUCCAGCAAAGAGUGUCUGGAGAGAAGACCUCCAGAACUGCAGGCCUGCAACCAGGUGGCGUGUCCACCGGCCUGGGACGCUGAGGAGUGGCAGCAGUGCUCUCAUUCGUGUGGCAGAGGAACUCAGUGGCGUAAGGUUUACUGUAAACAGAGAAUGGCUACUGGAAGUUACCGCAGGUUGAGUGACGAGGAGUGCGCUGGAACCAAACCCGACGGCCACAUGAUUUGCAACAACCCUGACUGUCUGCUGCCUCGUCUGGAAGGAGGAGAGUGGUCAAAGUGUUCUGUGACGUGUGGAAAAGGCGUUCAGCGGAGGGAACCCGUGUGUAGGAGACAGACGGCCUCCGGUCAGUUGGUCACUCUGGACAGGUCGGCCUGCAGGGACCUCCCUCUCCCUCCUCUGAUCAGGAGCUGCCGUAUGAGCCCAUGCAGCAAGCACAAGCACUCCAAAAAACGUUGCCCUCUGGUCAUUGGCCUGAAACGCAUCUACAUCCAGACCAGACAAGAAAAACGCCUCAGUUUUACCAUCGGAGGACGAGCCUACCUUCUUCCCAAGACCUCCAUCGUUAUCAAGUGUCCCGUUCGGCAUUUCCCUAAAGCUCAGGUCCGCUGGGAGAAGGAUGGGAGUGAUCUGACCAGUUCCAAACGUCUGAGCGUCACCAAAUCUGGCGCUUUGAGGAUCUACAACCUGGAGGCUGAAGAUAUCGGACUGUACCGCUGCUGGGCCAGCCAAGAUUCAGAGAUUUUCAUCCUGAAGCUGAUCGGAUACAAUAAUAGACUCCUGGAACAUCCUGAAGGAAAGAGUUUGGGAAGAAGAAACUUUCAUCCGUAUGUCAACAAAGAAGGAGGUUACGUUGGUUCAAAGUGCCGUGAGGGGUUUCCACAUGGAAAGAAGGCUCCAAAAUCUCGCCCGGGCUGGAUGGAAAAAAACGAGUACUACCGAGAUGACGAUGGCCAGCCUAAGGAGCUCUGGGAUACUCUUGCUUUGGGGAACUAUGCUUUGGCUUCAGCCGCCAGGAGCCACACGGGAGCCUUUGUCCUUGAUCCUGCACAGUUCGAGGAGCUCGUGAAGAACAUCAGUCAGCUGGCCGAGAGUGGAGAUGUGACAGAUGAAAUGGCGUUGCACCUGAUUGGAAAACUUAUGGAGGAUUUGGCUGCUGCGGGGCAAGGGACACCAACUGAGGAAAGCACUGCGAUGGACAAUCAUUUAGAUAAGACGCCAAACACUUCUGAACGUUCUGAGGGAAAGGCGGCAAAAAAAGGCAGUCGGGCGGUUAUCGGUCGACAAAAGCAUCACGGAUCUGCCAUGAGCUUCCAGAGGGAUCUCCGGAUCCAUGUGGGCAGGACCGCUUACCUCACCAAUGCUACCCACAGCCUCACGCUGAUGUGUCCCGCUCAGGGAUUGCCACCUCCAAACCUCUCUUGGAGCAAAGAUGGAGCUCCGCUUCAGAACAGCGACAGGGUUUCGUGGGACAGCGAUGGAGAAGUACACAUCCUCAGCCCCGGCGCCAGUGACGUGGGAACCUACAGAUGCACCGCCACCAACGAUUUGGGCUCAGAUUCAGAGACAACACUAGUUCUGCUGGCUGAAACUCCCACGAUCGCUGCCUCGCGGAGAAACACGUCAGAUCUGAAGAGCAGCAGUCUGAAGGUGGUGGUCGGGGGGGACAUCAGUGUCCGUUUAGGUGCCAACCUCACCCUGGAGUGCCCCGCCAAAGGUGUCCCGCGGCCAACAGUGAGCUGGCACCGUAAGGAGGGUCCGCUGGGCGCCAGCGCUAGUCCUCUCCUGGACGGAUCUCUGCUCCUGAGAAACCUCACACCGCAAGACUAUGGCACCUACUCCUGCGUGGCUGCCAACAGCAUUGGAAAGUCGGUGGCCUCCGGCCUGCUGCGUGUGGCGGGAGGAGCUAUGGGUGAAUCUGAGCACCAGGCUUCAAAGGAGAUGAACAGGAAGAGGGUUCUGAUGGCCUCAGUGAUCGGCACCAGCGUCACAGUCAAACCUGGAGAUACCUUACGGAUAGGUUGUCCGGUGGUCCCCAGUCACAGGAAACCCAUCAAGUGGUCAUAUCAGAACCAGACCCUGAAACAGAGUCCAGGCGUGAGCUACCGCAUGCUGGUGAGGGGAAGAGUUCUGGAGAUGAACACGCACGGAGGGAAGUUUGACGGACGCUACGAGUGCCAAACACAAACCAACAACCAGCAGCAUCUCACGGCUUGGAUUCACGUGCUUUCACAAGAGUUUGAGUGGCGUUUGGGCGAGUGGAGCACAUGCAGCGCUUCCUGUGGCAACAGAGGGACUCAGAUGAGGAAAGUGCGAUGUCUGACGUCAGAGGGCCAAGAGAUGCCUCAUUCAGUCUGUCAUCAUCUUCCCAAACCGAUCAGUCAACCACGGCCGUGCAACCUGCUAGACUGCCCUCCCAGUUGGGUGUCGACAGUGUGGUCCAGAUGUUCCAGUUCCUGUGGGCGGGGCUUCAGAGAUAGGCGGGUCUCCUGUCAGCAGGUGGAGGCAUCGGGGGGCGUGAGGGUUUUGUCCGGGACAGCGUGUGAAGGAUCUCCUCGACCUGAAGACAGGGAGGAGUGCAGCUCACACACGUGCGUGGAGUGGCUCACCGGCCCCUGGGGGAAGUGCACAGGUCGAUGUCUGGGGCCUGCGGUGGCCACGCAGAGCAGAACCGUCUCAUGCAGACACUUCAGCAACUCCACGUCCAAAACAUGCAACCCAAAAGAAAGGCCAUCAUCCGUGAGGAACUGCUCGUCCGAGAUGUGUGACGUACACUGGACGGUGUUCCCGUGGAGGACGUGCACCGCGGCGUGCGGCAGCGGCUUCCAGUCCCGCCGGGUGGAAUGCGUCCAUCGGCAGAACAAGAAAACCCUCCCUGACCAGCACUGCACCUGGCAACGGCGGCCUUCUACCUGGCAACACUGCAACAUCACUUCCUGUGGCAGUGAGUGUAAGGACCGAACCCACUACUGUCCUGUGGUGAAACGUCUCAAGCUGUGCUCCGUGGACCUGUACCGGCAACGCUGCUGCCAGACCUGCUCACAGGACACCAGCGCUACCUAGUGACCAGCAGAGGCACAAGAGCCCAAAACAACAGAUGCCCUUUUCAGUCACCGCACUGAUCUCUCUCCUAAAGCAGAAUAUUGUUCAAUCGUACAAACCCUUGGACACCUAGAGUGUAUGGACUAAAAGGUAUUUGGACUACACUUCACUGGAUGCUUUCCCACAAUCAUCAGAAGUCCAAAGAGAAAAUCACUUGAUGAGAUUUGAAACUUCUCUCUUCACCAGCUUUCUCUGCAGAUCUCAUUUGAUCUUGCCCUGAAAGUGAUAUUAUAUGUGUAUUAAUUUAAGAUUUUUACUUGUGAAUAUGAGAGGACAAAUCUUAUCGGACCAUUCACCAACGUGAAGGAAAUAUAAAGGCCUCUUGGGUGUACAUGAUGCACUGAUACUAAUAAUAUCAGUAGUACACAGCUUGGAGUAUUAAGAGUAUUUUUUUUUUUAAGUCAGAGUCCAACCUUAAAGUCAACAUGAAAUGCUGUCACAACCCAUUCUACUUCUCUAAUUUGCUUACUUCAGAGUCAAACAGGAUAUUCAAUGAGAAAAAUGUAGAGCGGAGCUUUAUUCUAUGUAUUAGGACUUGAUUGGCUCAUGAAUGGAGUCAUGUGGUCAGAGGGGAGGAGUUAGAGAAGUAAGAAAGGUUUGUGAUUUCAGCCGGAAAGGGAAAUCGUUGCAGAGGGGAAGCAUGUUUUACAGCAUCUUAUUUCCACCACGGAAUGAGAAAAUACAAAUGGUAAUUGUGACUUA